AUGGCUGAGCUAUCAUCUGUGAUUGGCAGCAUGUCUCCUUCUUCCAUCAAUCAAGAACGACAAGCAUUGCUCCACAGUGGUUGGUGGAAUGAUUACCAAAAUAUCUCAUCAGACCAUUGUCAUUGGCCGGGUAUCUUUUGCAAUGAAGCUGGAAGUGUUACUUACAUUUACAGUGGGUCCAUGAAGAUUCCUUCAUCAAAAGAAUUGCUUUGGAUUGUGAACUUAAAUAUCACUGCCUUCCCCAAUUUAGUGAAUUUGGAUCUAAGUGGAAUGGGUCUUAGAGGAAGCAUCCCCACAGAAAUAGGCUCACUUACAAACCUUACCUCUCUUGUCCUGUCCAACAAUCGUCUCCAAGGUUCAAUCCCUCCUACUUUAGGUCGAUUGGAGAAAUUGGUACAUCUCUAUCUUCAUUCUAAUCAAAUAGAAGGCCACAUACCCGAAGAAUUAGGAAAUUUGUCCAGAUUGGAACUUUUGCAACUAUCUCAUAAUAAGAUUUCGGGUUUAUUACCUCCAAAACUUUUGGAAAUGGACCAAAUGUCUUCUUUAAAUCUCUCGUCAAAUCAAUUAUGUGGUUCAAUCCCAUUAAAAACCAUGAGAUGUCCCUUUGCUUCAAUAGUUGAUUUGAGCCAUAACUUGUUUAAUGGAAACAUAACCUCUCAAAUUGGUUGUGUACAUGACCUUAAUCUUAGUCACAAUUUUCUUGAUGGUGAGAUUCCAUUUCUUUUUACAUGGAGCUCCGAACUUAGUCGAUUGGAUCUCAGUUAUAAUAAUCUCUCAGGUAAAGUACAUAAGGAACUUGCUAGUCUAUCAUACAUAAACCUUUCGUACAAUUCCUUUGAUUUCUCACAAAAUCUUAACUCAGUAUCAGAGGUACCAAACUACUGUUUUUUUCAUGAAGAUUCAUUAAUCAAUGAUCACCGCAUGCCCAAUUUCACAUACUGCCACUUGCUCAACCAAACAAAUGCUCAAACUAGGAAAAGUAAGCUUGUAAUCAUGUUAAUUGUCCUUCCUAUCAUUUUCUUCAAUCUUUUACUACUCCUUUCAAUAUUAUAUUUCUCAAGAUGUAAGCCUAAGAAAAAGUGUGAAGGAAUAGCAACAAAGAAUGGAGACUUGUUUUCUAUAUGGAACUAUGAUGGUAAAAUUGCAUUUGAGGAUAUCAUUGAAGCAACUGAAGACUUUGACCUCAAGUACUGUAUUGGGACUGGCGCAUAUGGCAGUGUUUAUAGAGCACAACUACCCAGUGGAAAUAUUGUUGCGUUAAAAAAGCUCCACCGUGUGGAAUCUCAAAACCCAUCAUUUGACAAAAGUUUUCGGAAUGAGGUGAAGAUGUUAACAGAAAUCCGUCAUAAAAAUAUCGUAAAGCUUCAUGGCUUUUGCCUCCACAACCGGUGCAUGUUUCUGGUAUAUCAAUACAUGGAAAGAGGUAGUCUAUUUUAUAUUUUGAAUAAUGAGGUGGAAGCUAAGGAGCUGAAUUGGAGUAAGAGGGUAAAUGUGAUUAAAGGGAUGGCACAAGCUUUAUCCUACAUGCAUCAUGAUUGUACCACACCAAUUGUUCAUCGAGACGUAACAAGUAGUAAUGUUCUAUUAAACUCACAAUUAGAGGCUUGUGUCUCAGACUUUGGCACAGCUAGACUCCUUGAUCCUGAUUCUUCAAAUCAAACCUUGGUAGUUGGCACCUAUGGCUACAUUGCUCCAGAGCUUGCUUAUACAUUGAGUGUGACAGAAAAGUGUGAUGUUUAUAGUUUUGGAGUGGUGGCUUUGGAAAUGUUAAUGGGAAAACAUCCAAGAGAGUUAAUCUCAUCUUUAUCCAACCCAACUACUCAAAAUAUGUUGGUGAGCGAUCUUUUGGAUUCACGUCUUCCUCUCCCUCUUCAAAAAGAUGCUCCAGAUAUAGAUCUUGUGGUAAAUAUAGCACUAUCAUGUUUAUGCUCCAAGCCAAACUUGAGGCCAUCAAUGCAACAAGUUGCUGAGAAACUCUCUAGUUUCAAAUUACAAAUGCCCUUCCAUGAAGUUUCUAUCCAUCAAGUGAUCGGUCAAGACAUAUUUUAACUUUCAUCUAUGUCUCAAGAAUGACAUCUAGUGUGACAAAAAGUUAAGGGAAUUAACAAUGCUUUGCAUAUUUA
Vigna unguiculata (cowpea) is the source of this 2123-nucleotide messenger RNA. RefSeq lists its product as uncharacterized. Gene Ontology annotation, biological process: protein phosphorylation. Gene Ontology annotation, molecular function: protein binding; protein kinase activity; ATP binding. Lineage: Eukaryota; Viridiplantae; Streptophyta; Magnoliopsida; Fabales; Fabaceae. The record is from RefSeq and is a predicted model, not a curated record.